AUGAAGCCCAUUACCUUCAUAGCUCUCUCAAUUGUUUCAGUGCCCGCCUUCUCCCAGACCUGCCCCCCAAUCCUCAACAACAGCAACUUCACCUUACGGGCAACAGCAAACAUGCAAGGCUUCCCCGGCAACUUCUGCUCUAUCUGGAAUUACGGCGGCGGCUCCUACGUCGACCCAAUUGGCGGUCAAUGCCGUGGCGAAACAGAUUUCCUGCCUGGAGAGAUCUUCUCCGAGUGCCAGGGCGGCGGCAACCCGCGCGCCUUUACGUUCACCCCCCAAGUUGGUCACAGCGCUUACUACUCUGUGCUGUUUCCGGGGGAAUGUCAGCCGAUUAGAGUGUUCGCUGAUCGGUAUACGAGGAUCGAGGAAAAUGCGAGGGUGGAGUGCACCAGUGCUACGGGAGAUCUGUAUUGCACCAUCGACUAUUGA
Messenger RNA from Coniosporium apollinis CBS 100218, 429 nucleotides. RefSeq lists its product as uncharacterized. NCBI's taxonomy places the organism in Eukaryota, Fungi, Ascomycota, Dothideomycetes. The record is from RefSeq and is a predicted model, not a curated record. The transcript has 2 exons. Bases 1 to 429 code for a protein of 142 amino acids.